This is a messenger RNA of Ictalurus furcatus (blue catfish), 1053 nucleotides long. RefSeq names its product macrophage mannose receptor 1-like. The record is from RefSeq and is a predicted model, not a curated record. Lineage: Eukaryota; Metazoa; Chordata; Actinopteri; Siluriformes; Ictaluridae. The transcript has a single exon. The coding region runs from base 26 to 751 and encodes 241 amino acids.
ACAGUUUAAAAAAAAAACUUAAAAGAUGAAAUCUCUCUGUUUCUUGUGUCUCCUGUUGGUACUUUAUGGGAUGGCUGUAAGUCUGGUAAUAGAAUACAGUUUCGUUGCUCAGUCGAUGGACUGGACUACAGCUCAGAACUAUUGCAGGCAGCACUAUGGGGAUUUGGCUAUCAUCACUACUGAAGAGGAAAACCAGAGAGCUGUGAAGGUUAUAGGGCAAAAUUCUGUGUAUGCUUGGAUUGGGCUGUACAGAAUUGCACCACAUGUCAACGCCUGGAAGUGGUCUAAUGGAAAAGAAGUAAAUUUCACAAAGUGGAACCACGGCGAGCCUGAUGAUCAGGGUUCAGGAGAGGAUUGUGCUGUUAUGAAUUCUAAUGGCUGGUAUGAUAUUAGUUGUGGGGGAAAUUUUGCUUCCAUUUGUCGUAGGAGCUUCGUGUUGGUGAAGGAGAAAAAAACAUGGGAUGAGGCUCUCAAGUACUGCAGGACGCACUACACUGACUUGACCUCUGUGGAUUCGGGAACACUGCUAGACAUGCUUAAAACAGAGACUCAACAAGCUCAAACAGCCAGUGUGUGGACAGGUCUGCGUUUCCUCGAUGGACAGUGGUUCUGGGUGAACGGGGUGCCGCUGGGGAGCCUGGUAUCACUGCCUUCAUGCCCAGUCCAACCCUAUCACUGUGGUGCGUACAACUUCAACACGAAAGUCUGGGAGAACAGAGACUGCAACGAGAAGCUUCAUUUCCUCUGCUAAUAUUACUGAAGGUGAGCAAUAAACAUCCAGAACAUUAACCAGGAUCGUGUACGUUUUAAUAUUAAUGUCAUAAAGCAUGAUAGUUGCUAGAACUUUCAGUCCAGCACUAAAGACUUAACUGUAGAAGUGUGUAUCACGUUCACUUUGUCCUUCACUCACUCCUUCAACCUGAAUAUAUCAAAAACUGUACAUGUUUCUCUUCCUAAACAGACGACUCUCUGCAACUGGAAUGAGAAGAACGUCUCCCUCAAGAAGCGUUCUUCAAGAAUUCAUUCAGAUCUAGAUAUUAUGUAGUAUGUUUA